Molecule: messenger RNA, 2726 nt
Organism: Limulus polyphemus (Atlantic horseshoe crab)
Lineage: Eukaryota; Metazoa; Arthropoda; Merostomata; Xiphosura; Limulidae
Product: AT-rich interactive domain-containing protein 3C-like
Exons: 8
Coding region: 88-1593 (501 amino acids)
Biological process (GO): regulation of transcription by RNA polymerase II
Cellular component (GO): nucleus
Molecular function (GO): DNA binding
Source: RefSeq, a predicted model, not a curated record
CUUGAGUACAUAUUUUUUUCUUAGAUUGUGUUAAUCAAGACAGUCAAAAUUCGUGUCAAAAACAAAGCACCGCUUCCCAUUUCAAAAAUGGACCACAAUGAAUCGGAUGUGGAGGAAAGUACGUCCAAUCUUGAAGAUCUAAACGAAUACGAGUAUGACUCAGAGGGGGAACAACGAGAAGAGUUUGUAAAUACCACAAGUCAAGUAAAAAUGGAAGAUGUUGGGGAUCCUGAAGUUUUUGCUAAACUAAAACGGCAGGAACAGGAAGAGCGGGAAGAAAUAGAACGUGAACUAAGGGCUCACAAGGAACGAAUACAACGAGAGGCUGUAGCAGCAAUUCAAAGACAAGCAACUGUUGCUGCUUCUGCUGGUGUCUUAGGUUUGACAGCUACGCCAACAUCUUUAAUUACAUCCAGUAUGUCAUCCCCACCCCCAGGCUUUCCGUUGUUUACUCCUCAAAUUCACAGCCGCCUUGUUCCAACUACUGUUCUCCCUUCCGUAAGUCCUGGAAGUUCAGCAUCCCACUCAACCCCUUCUCCAUCUAUGAAUAAUAUUGCAGCAUCUACGAGUAGCCAAACACAGAGUCAAGACCAAAACAAUUAUCCCUUCGAAGAACAGUUUGAACAGAAACCAUUCAAUGGAAGUACCUUAGGGACAAGAAUUGAUCGGGAAAAGAAUUCGGAAGCACUCGGGUCUGCUUCGUUGUACGAGUUGAGUGAUGACCCCCAGAGGAAAGAGUUCUUGGAUGAUCUCUUCCAGUUCAUGCAGAAAAGAGGAACUCCAGUGAAUAGGAUUCCAAUUAUGGCCAAGCAAGUAUUGGACUUAUACGAACUUUACAAACUUGUGGUAGCAAGAGGAGGUCUGGUGGAGGUUAUUAAUAAAAAGAUUUGGAGAGAAAUUACCAAAGGACUCAACCUUCCGUCUUCCAUUACCAGUGCUGCCUUUACACUACGCACACAAUAUAUGAAAUAUCUCUACCCCUACGAAUGUGAGAAGGAGAAACUCAGUACGCCGGAGGAGCUGCAGGCAGCUAUUGAUGGCAAUAGGAGGGAAGGGCGUCGUUCUAGUUAUACACAGUACGCCGAGAUGGUCAGUGGCUCACGGCACUCUCACCACACACCUCACCAUCAUCAUAACCAUCACCACCACAAUCAACCGAGCCUUCUUCAUCACGCUUCUCCUCUUGAUCUUGUAUCGAGACAAGUAAAUGGACACGGUUCAAACCACGGACUAUCAUCAGGAGAAGAGGAUAAUAGUUUGAGUAUCUCCACCACCCCUGCAAGAUUAAUAGUCCCGCAACAAGAGGCUUUGAAUCUUGAAAAACCUCGUAACUCAGAUCAUCUAUCUCGACCGCCAGAGAGCACCACACGCAAAAUAGAAGACAACAUCGCCACAUCUCCUGCAAAGCGAUUUCUUUCUGAAGAUGAACUUCUGUGGGCACGUACAACAAUGCCAAGUGCUCAUUUAAAAAUAACAAGCAGAGGUGAUGGGCGAGCCCAGGUAGACAAUUCCUUAGUAGUAAGUAUGGAAAUAAAUGGCGUGAUGUAUCAAGGAGUCCUGUUUGCUCAAACACACCGAAGUCGGUUGACGUAACGGCCAUUUUACUCUCAACUCAUACAGUGCCUUUUUCUUCUUGAUCGUGUGACAGAAGAUUGACGUUUGUCGUGUUUUUUUUUGUGCAAGACAAGGAACUGUCUGCUAUGAUGCUGCUGCUAUCUGUACACUGAAAUAUUUUUGGCAGCUAGCAAUGUAGUCUGUCUUCUAAUGACUUCAUAAUUUCCCAUUAUAUGUCUUUGUGGUUGUAGAGCUUGAAACCAAACAGAAAUCGAGAAACAUAAAGAUCUGAAGCAUUGGACUUGUCAUUUCCAUGGGCAAUCCGUCGUUUUAUUGUGACGUUUUAUCCAUUGACUUCCUACCAUGAGGAUUCAUCGACUCAGUCUUUCUUAGUGAUGAGCGUAUUUGCAGUUUAUCUAUUGGUUUUCCUAAUGUGAAGAUUAUCAACUUAGUCUUUCUUAUUGAUGAGCUUAUUUGCAGUUUAUCUAUUGGUUUUCCUAAUGUGAAGAUUAUCAAUUCAGUCUUCUUUAUUGAUGAGUUUAUCUGCAAUUUAUAUAUUAAUUUCCCUAAAGUGGAACUUGUUAAUACAAUCUCUCUUAUUGAUGAGCUUGUCUGAAGUUUAUCUAUUGAUUUCCAUAACGUGAAGAUUAUCAACCCAGUCUUUUUUGUUGAUGAGCUUAACUGCAGUUUACGUGUAGAUUUUUUAACGGGACGAUUGUCAAUUCAAUCUUUUUUAUUGAAGAGCUUAUCUACAGUUUAUCUAUUGAAUUUCCUAACGUGAAGAUUAUAUUCAGCCUUUCUUAUUGAGGAGCUUAUCUGCAGUUUAUCGAAUGACCAUCCUACAACAAUAAUAAUAUUGUUUCUUAGAAGUGUCAAAACGUUUUUUUUUAUCGUUGUUUGUACUCAGCGUAUAAAAAAAAUAUUACGAAUACAAUCUCUAGCUCAUUUUAUCUAACAAAAUAAGCCAUGCAGAGUAUUUGUGUCGAGAUACAUGAUUUAGUGCGUGCAUGUGAUAGGAUUUUCGUUGUUUAAAAGAAAUGUAGGUCAGGUCACAAUCACGCCUUUUUGUUACUUUAUCUCUUACGUGUUUUUUUUUAAAUCUAAUGUAUAUAAGAUAGCCCCAUAAUUUCAAAUGACAUAUUUCAAUAUUUAUUUAAACACAGCUAUUCCGA